GUCCUGGCAGGGCCGCCAUUUUUGCAAAGGGAAAAGAGACUGGUUUGAGGGGAUCUAAUUUCUAAAAAGUCGCCGUUGACUAGGGCACAUUUUUUAACGGUUUUCGCGUAGAUUUGUUGUUAAAUCGCAGCUCCCGCUAAGCAGCAAGAGCACACGUGGCUCAGACGAGAUCAUUCUUUAGAGGACACGUUUAUUUACAAACAUUUAAAAACGCUUCGCUACGGAUCCGCAGUGUGGACAGAAGUAUUGUUUUGGUUGUGGAAGCUGUGUGGAAAGCGACGGGGGUCUUACCCAGGUCCCCUUAUUCGCUAUUUAGACCCUCCAGAGUGGACAUAAAACGGCCUUGUGGAUGCACUUAGAUGUCUGCAAUGACUGCUGUGGCUGGCAUGCCUCAGUGUUUUGGACUCCCAUUCUCUGGACUCAGUAGGACAAGAACUGAUCAGCAGAGAACGUCAUGAGCAUAGUCAUCCCAGUAGGGGUGGACACAGCAGACACCUCAUACCUGGACAUGGCUGCGGGCUCAGACAGACCAGAAUCGGUGGAGGCCAGCCCUGUGGUGGUGGAAAAGUCCAGCUACCCACACCAGAUCUACAGCAGCAGCUCUCACCAUUCCCACAGUUACAUUGGCCUGCCUUACGCUGACCAUAACUAUGGGGCGCGGCCCCCACCUACACCGCCAGCCUCCCCUCCCCCCUCCAUGUUGAUAAGACAAGGAGAGGGAGGGCUGUUUGUUCCAGGGGGUCAGGACGAAGCAUCCAGGGGCACCACGCUAAGCACAUCAGAGGAUGGCAGCUACGGGGCUGACAUCACCCGCUGCAUCUGUGGCUUCACCCACGAUGACGGCUACAUGAUCUGCUGUGACAAGUGCAGUGCCUGGCAGCAUAUAGACUGCAUGGGCAUCGACAGGCAGAACAUUCCUGAGACAUACCUGUGUGAGCGCUGCCAACCACGACACCUGGACAGAGAGAGGGCCAUCCUGCUGCAGACCAGGAAACGGGAAUGUUUGUCUGAUGGGGAUACAAGUGCUACAGAGAGUGGAGAUGAAGUGCCGCUAGAGCUCUACUCCACCUUCCAACACACGCCUACCACCAUCACCCUGACGACCGGACGCCUUGGCAAUAAGCAGGCUGAUAAAAAACGCAAAAAGAGUGGUGAUAAAGAACCUCCAGCAGCUUCUGCUCGAGCUAAGAAGGCUUUCCGAGAGGGGUCCAGAAAGUCCUCCAGAGUAAAGGGUACAGCUCCCGAGCAGGACCCAGCAGAGCACCCGUCUCUUUGGGAGAACAAGAUCAAGACGUGGAUGGAGCGCUACGAGGAGGCCAGCAGCAAUCAGUACAGCGAAGACGUCCAGGUCCUGUUACGCGUUAAAGAGCAAGGCGACGGCAAGAGCCUGGCGUACAACACGCACCCUGCUUCCUUCAAACCCCCUGUGGAGAGUCAAGUUCAGAAAAACAAGAAGAUCUUGAAGGCGGUGCGAGACUUGGCCCCAGACUCCCUCAUCAUUGAGUACAGGGGAAAGUUCAUGCUUCGACAGCAGUUUGAGGCCAACGGUUACUUCUUCAAGAGGCCGUACCCAUUUGUGUUGUUUUACUCAAAGUUCGACGGCCUGGAGAUGUGUGUGGACGCUCGCAGUUUUGGGAACGAGGCACGCUUCAUCCGUCGCUCAUGCACCCCCAAUUCAGAGGUGCGGCACGUCAUUGAGGAUGGAAUGCUGCAUUUGUACAUCUACUCCCUGAGACCGAUCACAAAGGGCACAGAGAUCACCAUCGGUUUUGAUUUCGAUUAUGGCAGCUGUAAAUACAAGGUGGACUGUGCCUGCGUGAAGGGGAACCCUGAGUGCCCGGUGCUCAAGCACAAUCUUGAGCCCACAGAGAACCUCGGCUCAGGAGGCCGGCGCCGAGGGAGUCGUAAGGACAAGGAGGUGGUGCGCGACGACCUGGGCCAGAAUCAGAACAUGGGUCUGGACUGCGAGGGGAAAGGCAAGAGUGUAUGCGACGGCAAGCAGAGGAAACUGUCUCCUCUUCGCCUUUCCAUCUCCAACAACCAGGAUCCUGAGUUAUAUGAGGAUCUUGAAGACAAAACCUCCGUUAGCAAUGAAGUAGAGAUGGAGUCAGAGGAGCAGAUUGCAGAGAGGAAGAGGAAGAUGGCCUGCCCAGCGGAGCAGUCCCAUCUCCAUGUCGGGGCGGCUUCCAGCUCGAAGGGACUGAAACAAAAGGAGACUCGAGAGGAGAGGAAGAUGGAGGCCAUCCUGCAAGCCUUCGCCCGCAUGGAGAAGCGAGAGAAGCGCAGGGAGCAAGCCCUGGAGAGGAUCGGGAGCGGCAAGACAGAGCUGGGGUGUCGCAGUGACAUCAAGGAGGAGCCUCCAGCGACACCGGAGAUGGCAGAUUCUCCAACUUUAAUGCAGCCGCUUCUGGAGGUGAAAGAGGAGCCUGGAUUAAAGCCAGCUAAGGUCAAAGGGUCAAGGAACAGAAAGAGUUUCUCAAGGAAUCGCACGCACAUCGGCCAACAGCGCCGGCGAGCUCGCACCAUCAGCGCCUGUUCAGAUUUGCCGCCCGGCUCUCCGAUAGAGUCCAUGGAGCCCCUGACCAACGACGCCUCCGAAGGAGAGAUGCUCACUGCACCCGAGCCUGAGGCCAUCUCAGCCCAAGCACCGGACUCCAGCCCCCCACACAGCAGCUCACCUGCACCUGACAGAAACCGCACCGGCAGCAAGACCUUCAAAACUAAAAAGCACUUUGUGAGUGAGUGGGUGGGAGAGAAGCAGCCGGAUCGUGGCGGGGUAAGAACACCGGAGCCGGUCCCCGAGAGGCCGCUGAGAAUAAGCAGUGAUCCCGAAGUACUCGCCACGCAGCUGAACGCGCUCCCCGGGAUGGCCUGCUCGCCACAGGUGUACAGCACGCCCAAACACUACGUCCGCUUUUCAUCGCCGUUCCUGGCAAACCGCAGCCCAACAACUCCUGGAGUCCCCACUGGUAGACGGCGAUCCAGAGAGCUGCCAGAAACGCCGCCGACCACCGGCUCCUGCAAGAAGCGAUGGUUGAAGCAGGCUCUAGAGGAGGAGGGAUCCACCAGCCCAGCCAGGCGGCCGUGCCUCCUCAUGCCCUACGAGGGUCCUCUCAGCCCCUCCAUUAACGGAGACUCUGACAGCCCCCUACCUUACAACGGCACCUGCUCGCUACCAGAGUUGCCCACACCUUUGAAAAAGCGGCGGUUGAGUCCGUUAGACGCCUGUUUGUCCGAGAGCUCGACGCCCUACGGCUCCCCUUGUGCCACACCGACCAGAGCCGAGCAAUCGGAAACACCUGCAACCCCCAUCUUAUUGGCUACCCCGCCGCGUCCCCGAAUAGAGGAGCCCAGUACAGAGACCCUUCCCAGCACCCCAACGCAGGCACUUAUUGCCCCUCAGGAGAGUGAAUCUUCAGCAGAGAGCUCCCCAGAGGUCAGCCGGAAACCCAGCGUACAAGAGGCUGAUCGUCCUCCUUCGUUGGCCUCCUCUCCCUGCGUCCGAGCUCCCAUUUCAGACGGACUUCCGACAGAAGCCAAGCCUUCAGCUCCUGAGAGUCCGCAGCCUCCAGCCGCUGAGGCUGUGGAGCUGGGAGAGGACCAUGCAGACGGCGGGGUCGUAGAAGGGAGUAGCGAGCCUCCCUCCAGCGCAGAAACUUGUGCUUCCUCUUUUCCUGGCUGGAUUAAAAGCCCCGACAGAGGCCCGACUGGACCAGCUGGCCUGAACUUCUCUCCAGUCAACUCAAACUUACGGGACCUCACCCCCUCACACACUCUGGAGCCUCUGACGGCUCCUUUCAGGCCUGAAGCUGCAGCUGGGGCUGUAGCAGGAUCCGCAGCAGUGACGGGGACUCUGGUCGUCUCUCAAGCCCCCUACGUUGAAGGACAGGGGCCGCUCUUUUACCCCUGCUCGGAGGAAGGGGCUGCGCUCGGCUUCUCCCGCUCAAUGAGUGGGGACAGCAGCGGAGAGGCAGGAGGGUCGGCACAAAACCCUCCACAGAAGAAAAAGGUUUCCCUGCUAGAAUACAGGAAACGCCAGAGAGAGGCUCGCCGCAGUGGCUCAAAAACUGAGUGCAGCUCUCCCGUUUCCACCGUGCCGCCUCUGACCGUGGAAGCCUUCCCCAUUGCGAUAGAGCCCCCCAGUGAACCUCCCCCGCCCCCUGCACCCACAGCGCCCUGCGAUACCAACACCGCCACUGUAAAAGAGCAACCGACCAGCGAGGAGGCGGAGACAUCGGGAGAGAAAGGGGAGAGGGAUGGAGAAGGACAGUGGACGUCGUCAACUUCUGUAGAGCAGGCCCGAGAACGCAGCUACCACAGAGCUCUGCUCCUCAGCAAAGACAAAGACACAGACGGUGAAGCGGAGGGUGAAGAUACACCUGGAAUAAGAGAUUGCCCAUCUCCAAGUCUUCAAAAGACCCCCACCCACACACCGUGCUCUCCUGGACCUCCUGCCCGACCAGCGAAGGAGGAAGACGCAGACAGUCAGCCUCGGACGCCGAACCCCACGAGCCAGCCGCCGAGCAAGCCCGCAGGACCCAAACCGGCUCCUCUGACUCCAACCAAGCUGCUUCCCACCCCGUUACCUUCCUCUCCGGUCCACUACCCCGGACCCUCCCUGCUGCACUCCCCCAAACCUCAGCCGCAGGGCUCCCCCUACCGCAGCCAGAGGGCGCUGUUCUCCUCUCAGCCUCCAAACCAACCCCAGCAGCAGGCACAGACGGGCCCUGCUGCUUUCCCCCAGUACAACGCCCAAAGUGCUCCUCCCCCACCUCCCCCUCCUCCCCCAGCACCACCAGUCUCAGCAGCUUACUUCCCCAACCAGAGCCCCUCACCUGCCGGACCUUUCCCUGGUUUUAAACCCACGGUCAACCCCUCUUACCCUCCUGGUUCUCAGCCCAUGCUGCAGACUCUGUCCCACAGCGUCCACUUUCAGAACUCGGCUGCUCCUCCACCACCUCCUCCCCCGCCCCCCCACCCGAUGCCCGGCCCCACCCUCCUCCACUUGCAGCCUCCCAUCCAGCAGCACCAGCUCAUGCUGUCCACAGCUCCUCCUCCGCCUCCUCCUCCACAGGGCCCGGCCUCCCAAGCGCAGCAGCAGCAGCAGCAGCAGCCGCCUCCUGGUGGCAGCACCUUGCUCUCACUCACCCCUCCUCCACCUCCUCCCCCCCCUCCGCCUGCCCCCUCGUCUAAUGCCCCGAUGCAGCCCCUCCACUUUCAGAACUUAGCGGGUUUUCAGCCCGCGUUGCUGCACCCGGGCGCUGCUGCCAACCCUUCAGUGCCCCCAUCCUCGUACCCCCCGCCCCUCCAGCAGACAGGACUGCCUCCACCUCCCCCUCCACCCCCCCAACAGACUCAACAAGGCCAGGCUCAGGCCGCCGCCUCCCAGAUGCCUUCUGGGACUCGUGGAGCCCCUGCGUCCUCGACCCCUUUCCACAGCUCAGGGUACCUGAGCACAGGGUGGCACUGACCCCCCCUCCCUCCCACAUCCGCCCCCGAGAACUCUACCUGAGGGGGGCGCUGUACCAUAAGCUGUAGAUAUGUUUUCUAUUUACCUGAACAUACGGCCAGUGGAAAAACAGCGGAUUGUGGGUGAAAAGGAUGCUUUUUAAAAAACAAGAAAAACAUGGACAGAAAAAUUUUAGAGAAAUGGACAUUAAAUAAUCUUCAAGAUAAACUGUAAAAAAAAAGUGAAGAUGGACGAUCGCCCCGGUGCUCAUAGCUCCCUCUCUCUGGCCUCUGUUUGUUUUUAUAUAACCUCCCUGUUAUUGAGAGAAAGCUCUCUGUUCUGUGUCUUGUUUGGACUCCCAUUGUAAGGCCCCGCACUUUGUUAAUCAAUGGACAUUCCAGCCUUUACCCCCCCCCCCUCCUCGGCUCCCCCUUCUUCCUCCUCUUUCCUAUGUCGGUUAUUCCUUUUAACUUCCUCUUCUCUCUCGUCUGUUGUCGGCUCUCUACACCGUUUUAUUUGUUUUAAUCUAGUGGCUCGUUAUAGCAAAAGAAGAAAGCUUUUUGUAUAGAGAAAAAAAAACACACAAUUAUUUUUUUUAUUACUCUAACAACAAAUAUCUGUUCACCGCUGCAGAUUCAGAAAAAGACCCCGUUUCUCGGAGCCUGCCUCACCGACCUGGGAGGCUGCACUCGUGUGUGUGUGUGUGUGUGUGUAUGCGUGUGUGUGAAUGUGUGUUUGUGCGUGUGUAUGUUAGGGUUUGGAGGAGAAUGGCUGCUUGGAGGAGGUUUGAGAUGUCGUGUAACGAGUGCUCGUAGUCCUCCAAGGUAGGCAGAGUGGUCUAGCCCGCAGGUAGGACGUUAGCGGUUUAUUUUUGAAUAUCAAUGGUUAUUUGUAGAAAGUGUAAUUUAAUGUAUAGGUGGUUACUCCAGCUUUCACCAGGAACAGUUUGUAAAUAUUCGCUUCUUUUCUUUUCUAUGCUUGUACAAUUUGCUCCCAUCCCAUUUUGAAAUAUGGUUGUACAUAUGAACGCUCUUCUUGGCAAAACUGAAUGUUUCUGUGACUGUAGCAUUAUUUUUAUUUUCUCCCCGCCCCGCCCCACCCCACCCCCUCUCUCUCUGGACUCUUUAACUUCGUCUUUUUUUUUUAUUAUUUGUGUGUGUGAGUGUAUGUUUGUGUGGAGGGGAGAGACUCACAGACACUGCACUGGUUGGCUAUUUUCAUGGUUCAUUAUAAUAAAUCACUGUAAUGACAGUUUUAUACAACUUG
Messenger RNA from Labrus mixtus (cuckoo wrasse), 6715 nucleotides. It is a transcript of the gene kmt2e, whose product is annotated as lysine (K)-specific methyltransferase 2E. The transcript is spliced from 25 exons. Gene Ontology annotation, molecular function: protein binding. The record is from RefSeq and is a predicted model, not a curated record. Bases 455 to 5470 code for a protein of 1671 amino acids. Lineage: Eukaryota; Metazoa; Chordata; Actinopteri; Labriformes; Labridae.